This is a messenger RNA of Nerophis lumbriciformis (worm pipefish), 5109 nucleotides long. The record is from RefSeq and is a predicted model, not a curated record. NCBI's taxonomy places the organism in Eukaryota, Metazoa, Chordata, Actinopteri, Syngnathiformes, Syngnathidae.
AUGAGCUUCACCCUUGUCGCCCCGGAUCUGCUGAGGACUGACAGUCCAGAGAAUAUCUAUCUUCAGGCCGAGUAUGUCAUCAGCCCUAUUGAUGUUGGCAUCACUGUGUUCGACUUCACCAAGGCCACGACCCUCUUGACGGACAAGGUCACGCUUGAUCAGAACAAUGGCUUCUACACCCUGAAGUCUAUCCAGAUUCCUUCAGGUCCAUUGAAUCGUGCGGAGAAAAAGAAUAAGUAUGUUAUACUGAAGGUGAACUUUGGAGACUAUCAUGUGGAGGAGAGGACUGUCAUGGUGUCCUUCCACUCCGGAUACAUUUUCAUCCAGACCGACAAGCCCAUCUACAACCCCGGAGACGAAGUCCGCUUAAGAGCGUUUGUAUCAUCACUGACCUUUAAGGCUGUCGACAGCUCUCUCACCAUUGAUAUACAGAAUCCAGAAGGAGUGGUGGUCAAGCAGGUCUUGAGGACCAAGGCUUCUUCUGGUGUCUUUUCAGACUCUUUUUACCUCACAGAAAUGGCUAAUGAAGGUAUGUGGAAGGUGAUUGCCAAGUUUGACCACUGGAAGCAAAACACCUUCACCUCACAUUUUGAGGUGAAGAAAUACGUACUCCCUGCUUUUAACGUAACGUUAACACCUAAAAAGUCCUACCUGAGCCUCGAUGACAAGGAACUGGAGGUCGAGAUCUCAGCCAGGUACCUCUACGGGGAGCCAGUUAAGGGCACAGCCUACGUGUCGUUUGGUGUCAACUUCAACAACGAGAUGAGAAGGUUGCCUUCGGUGAAGCAGUUGUCAAAUCUGGACGGUGGAGUUGUCAAUCUGAGUAUGAAUGAGCUGAAGGCAGCAUACCCAGAUAUCAGGACUUUGGUGGGGAACUCAGUCUAUGUCAAAGCUUCUGUCCUCACUGUGACAGGCAGUGACCUGGUGGAAGCUGAGAAAACGGGCAUCAAGAUCGUAGACUCUCCUUAUGUCCUGUCCUUUAAAGACACAGUCAAAUAUUUCAAACCGGGACUACCCUUUGACUUUACCAUCCAAGUGAGCCACCAUGAUGGUUCCCCAGCCAACAAUGUCCCGGUGAAGGUGAACCUCUUGCAGGAUCCAGUAAUGGUCAGCUCAGGCACAGCCAGGGUCACCGCCAACAUGCCCAACAGUCAAAACCAAGCCCUCACUGCCGAGACCCAGGUGGAAGGCCUCACUCUGGAACAGCAGGCCAAAACCCAACUGGUCCUCUUCCCAUAUCAGAGUUUUGCCAGUCAAAGUCCCAACUACCUCUACAUCUCUACCAGUAGAAACACGGCAUCUCCAGGAGACACGCUUUCCUUCAAACUUACCAUCUCCACUACAGAUCAGAACAUCAGACAACACAUCAAACACAUCACUUACCUGGUGGUCAACAAAGGCCAGAUCGUAGAAGCUCAGCGAUUAGCUGUAACCGGUCAACUGGUAACCAGCGUGGGACUGGUGGUCACUCCCGACUUGAUGCCUUCCUUCCGUGUCGUAGCAUUUUAUAGUCUCCCGUCCCAGGAAGUGGUGGCUGAUUCUAUUUGGGUGGAUGUGACACCAUCCUGUGUUGGAGAUCUGAGCCCAAUAGAUGGCGUGAAGCGAGAUUACACGCCAGGCAAGACCUUCCAGUUCAGAGUCCGAGGCGAUCCAGGGGCCAGCGUUAGCCUGGUGGCUGUGGACAACUCCAUCUUUCUGCUCAAAAAGGACAGACUCACCCAGAGAAAGAUGUGGGAGGCGGUGGAGCAAGGUGAUUUGGGCUGUACCCAUGGAGGAGGCAUCAAUGCCAAGAAGCUCUUUCAGGACGCCGGCCUGCUCUUCACCUCCAGUAUUGGGUUCAGGACCGAUGUCAGGAAAAGUUUGCAUUGCCCAGCCAGCAACAGAAGGAGGCGUUCUGCUGAGCUUUUAAAGCGGAAAGCUCAGCUGGAGAGUCACUACAAGGAGAAACUUGAACAUCGCUGCUGCAAAGACGGUCUUCGAGCCGUGCGCAUGCCAUACUCAUGCACUCGACGCUCCCUCUAUAUCACUGAGGGCUGGGAGUGCAUCAGGGCCUUCCGUUACUGUUGUGCCACCUACCGGGAUGAAGUUCUGGACACAGAGAUGCCCACCACCAUGCCACCCACUACCAUGGCGCCCACCACCACCACCUCCCAGCCAUUAACUGUUGCCGCACGCAUGCACCUUAGUAGAGAAAUGUUCGAUUGGCAACCCCGUAAGGUCAAGGUUGUUGCGUACAGCAACGCCCACAAGACUGCUGAAAUUCCCGAAUUCCACGUCAGGAGACACAGCGUGAGCAUGGAGAAGGCUACUCCUGAACUCGUGGCAAAUGUCGAAAACGAACAAGUGGACGACUACGAGGAGGAAGAAGACGAGUACUUGGACGAAAGCGACGUUUAUCUGCGGUUUAGGUUCUUCGAAUCAUGGCUUUGGACCGAUAUCAGGCUGCCUGAUGAGGCUGACAGAGACGGGCUGGCAUCCAUGGAGGUGAGCCAGCCUCUGCCUGACAGCAUCACAGAGUGGGGCGUCCUUGCCGUCAGCUCCUCUUCAAACACAGGUUUCUGCGUGGCCGAGCCAUACAACGUCAAGGCAUGGAAGCGCUUCUUUGUUGACUUGAAGCUUCCGUACUCGGUGGCCAGAAAUGAGCAGGUGGAGAUAAAAGCCGUCAUCCACAACUACGGUUACGACGACCUACACGUCCGCGUGGUGCUGAUGAAGACAGAAGACAUGUGCAGCGUCGCCUUCCGUGACCGCCACACACAGGAAGUCACUCUACCGGCAGGCACCUCAAAAGCGGUGCCCUACACCAUCAUGCCCCUGGCGGUAGGGCAGCUCCCCAUCGAGGUGAUGGUGGUGGCCCGAGACAUGAUAGUCGGAGACCGCGUACAGAAACCUCUGCGUGUGGUGAUGGAUGGCGUACAAAAGACCAAAGUUUGGAGCAAAGUUUUGAACCCAGGAGCUGAAGGAGGUAAGCAGAGUGUCCGGGUGGGCCGGGUGGCCCUCGAUGGGGUGGUGCCAAACUCUACGCCAGAAACAUUCAUCAACGUACGAGGGAACGUGCUGGCUGACAGCAUUGACAACUCCAUAAGCGAAGACUCCCUGGCAGCACUGAUCCGCAUGCCAGGUGGCUGCGUGGAGCAGAAUCUGGCCAGCAUCACCCUGCCGCUUAUCGCCACCAUCUACCUUGACAGAACGAACAACUGGGAGGCCGUAGGAGUGGAACGCAAAGCCGACGCGCUAAAAUACAUUCGGAAAGGCUAUGCAAAUCAGCUGGUGUACAAGAAAAAAGAAGGCUCUUACCCCCCCUACAGAAGGGAGGGCGCAAGCACUUGGAUCACGGCAUAUGUGGUGAAGGUAUUCUCCAUGGCUCACUCGGUCAUUGGCGUGGACACGAAGCAAGUGUGCGACCCACUCGGCUUUCUGGUGCGCAACAAGCUGGAACUCCCCAGUGGAAGCUUUGUGGAGGACAACCCAGUCUAUAGUACCACUAUGACAGGCGGCAUGCGUGGUGACGACCCUGAGAUCACGUUGACCGCGUUUGUCCUCAUCGCCCUAGCGGAGGCCAAGCAGGCGGGAAUACAGUGCAGUCAGCAAAACCUGAACGAGACUAUCGAGAGCACAACAGCGUUCCUGAAGAAGGCGCUGGAGACGUCGGGCAGGAGGCCGUACACGAUGGCCAUCACUUCCUACGCACUCGCAUUGACGGAAAAAGGCCCCGCUGCCCACGACAUAACCAGGCAGCUCCUCGCAGCAUCUCCAGAUGGCAGCCACUGGCCAGAUGCUCACAACCAUUUGUUCUCACUGGAGGCAACUGGUUAUGCUUUGCUGGCCCUUGUCAAGAUGGAUCGCAUGCAGGAGGCUGCAAAAGCUUUCCAAUGGAUCAAUGGCCAACGCAGAAUGGGCGGAGGGUACGGCUCUACUCAGUCGACCAUGGUGGUGCUGCAGGCACUGUCCGAGUACCUGAUGAAGUCUCGGGCCGCCAACGACCUCUCACUGGACGUGGAUGUCAAGCUCACAGGCCGACGCGACAUUCGAUACCACUUUAACGCCAGAACUGCCUAUGCGGCACAAUCGUCUAGGCUUCCAGCUGAUCUGGACCUGACAGUAGAGGCCACAGGCAGCGGGCAAGGAAUACUUGAGGUGGUGACGUAUUAUAACCAGCUACACGAGGUGGACGAAAAGACACCUUGCCAACACUUUGAGCUCAGCGUUGGUAUUGAGGAAUCGAGCGAAAAGGCUCCAGCAGAUGUGGAAAAGUCUUACCUGAUGACCAUCAAAGUCAGGGCUUUAGGAACCAGUGACCUCAGGCUGGUGGUGUUGGACAUCAGUUUGCCCACAGGGUUUACCCCGGAAAACUCGGACCUGGAGAUUCUUUCCAAUUCAGUGGACCACUACAUCAGCGACUUCAAGAUGGUGGACAACCUUAGCGACAGAGGCUCGCUCAUCAUCCACUUGUUCAAGGUGUCCCACGUGGAACCUGAGAUCCUCAUCUUCAGACUCCAGCAGAACUUCAAAGUUGGCCUUCUGCAGCCCUCCUCGGUCACCGUGUACGAGUACUACAAUCCUGACCACCGCUGCAGUAAGAUGUACACCCCCCCUCAGGACCAGGAGGAUCUGACGCACAUCUGCAAGGACAACGUCUGUCGCUGCACACAGGGUGACUGCUGUGUAGCCAAAGCAGACAGUGAGAGCUUCAGUGCCAAGGAGAGAGAGACAUUUGCCUGCACGUCACUUCACCACGUGUUCCAGGUGAAAGUUGUAAGCGUCCAACAGAGUUAUUACGACAAGUAUGAGAUGGAGAUAACACGAGUCAUCAAACUGGGCGUGGAAGCGGGAGUGGAGGCAGGGCAAACCAGGAUAUUCCUGUCCCACGGAGGCUGCAGAGAGCGGCUUGACUUGAAGGUGGGCUCCCAGUACCUCAUCAUUGGACCCAAGGAAGACCAAUGGGAUGUAGAUGCCGAGAACAAUAGAUUCGUGUAUACAUUGGGGGCGGGCACGUGGGUGGAGCGCUGGCCUUCACCCACCGAGUGUACAAGCGGAAUCCUGCGGGACAAAUGUGCCCACCUGGAUGCUGCCGCCACAGAACUAUCGCUCAACGCUUGCCGCUUAUGA